CUAAAACAAUCGACGUUGCUCUCUUCCUCCGUUACCCCACCUCCGCCUCCUCCCUCGCCGGCCAACAUCAGCGGUAACGGUAACAUUCCCCGGCGGCGGAUUCCGCUAUAUUUUACAAACUUCCACUCUCUAAAUUCUCUCUCUCUCUCCGUCUCUCGCUCGCCGUACUUCUACCUCUCCUCCGUCUCUCCUUCUCUGCUUUCCAGCUCUCCUUUCUGUGUGGAGGAUUUCUGUGUGCGAGGCGAAAUCGUAGGGUUUCAGGAGUGUGAAGGGAAGGGAGAUAAAUGAAUUGGCGAGUUAGAAGCUGAGUUUCAAUAAUGGUUGCUGCAGUUUCCGCUCAGAUAAACCCUCCGAAGCCGAGGCCAACGCCGCAAAACCAGAACCCUACCAGGCCGCCUCUGCUGCCGUCGGAAUCGGACAAUGCUCUCGCUCCUCGCCGCCCCAAGCCACGGGAAGUUACUUCUCGCUACAUGUCCUCAUCUUCUUCUUCGUCUUCGGCCGCCAAACGCUGCCCGUCGCCGCUGAUUUCGCGGCCCAAGACUCCGACGAAGCCGUCCGUUCCUGCGCGGUCGCAAUCCGUAGAGAGGAGGUCUGCUACCCCUAGCGGCCGCAGUAAUUCCGCCGACUUGAGGAUCGCCAACGGUGCAGGCGAAAUGACUAAUGCACAGAAGCUGUUGAUAACUUCGACGAGGAGCUUGUCCGUGUCGUUUCAGGGGGGAUCGUUCGCGCUCCAGGUGAGUAAAGCGAAGCCGGCUCCAUCGCCGGUCAGCGCGAGGAAAGGAACACCGGAGCGGCGGAGAGCUACGCCUCCGCGAACGGAUCAGGUGGAGAAUCAUAAUUCCAGGUCGGCGGAGCAGAAGCACCGGUGGCCGGGGAGAUUGCGGGAGCCGCCGAAUUCCAUGAAUAGAAGCGUUGAUUGUACCGAUGACCGGAAGAGAGCUGUGGGAUCUGGAGUCAGCGCGAACGUAGUGAGAUCACUGCAUAGAUUGGAUAGUAGGUCCUCAAUUGAGAGCAGAUUGAGCUCGGAUUCCAGCAAUGUCGUUGAACCAGAAAAGCUAGUCUCAAUCAGCGGAUCUGAAGCACAGUCUGAUCCUCAUUUCCCUUCCGAUACUGAGAGUGUAUCCUCCGGUACAACUUCAGAAGGAAGUAGUAACGCCGGCGGGCAAGUACACAAGGGUGGACAUGGGAUAAUUGUGCCGGCGAGGUUUUGGCAAGAGAACAACAACAGAAUCCGUAGCCAACCACCUGAACCUAGUUCACCUUCCAAGUUUGCAGCGUCCAGAACAAUUUCCCUGCAGAAAAUCAUGCCGCCCAGGAAGCUUGGAAUUGAGAGUCCAGUGUCUUCACCAAAAGGUGUUAUCAAUAUGAGGGGGCAAUCGUCUCCCUUUCGAAGGCCUGCAUCACCUAGUAAGAUUGGGACGGUGUCUGCCAUGGCAACACCGGUGAGGGGUAUGAGCCCUUCAAGAAUGAGGAAUUCGAUGGGAAGUGCAGCGAGCAAUUUUGGGAAUACAUCAACUCUUUCUAUUUUGAGCUUUGGUGCCGAUCUCAAGAGAGUGAAAGGUGGGGAGACUCGGCUUGUUGAGGUGCACCAUUUGAGAAUUUUGUAUAAUCGACUGUUGCAAUGGCGGUUUGUCAAUGCCAGGGCUGAUGCUUCCCUCUCCGUUCAGAGUUCGAAUGCAGAGAAAAGUCUGCAUUGUGCACAUGUAGUGACAACAAGACUGCGGGAAUCGGUUAGAACAAAGAGAACUGAACUACAAUGGCUUAGGCAUAAUUUGAAGCUGAUUUCUGUGCUGAGAGGGCAGAUGCUAUAUCUGGAGGCAUUUGCACUCAUGGAACAGAAUUACUCCUGUUCGUUAUCAGGGGCCAUUGAAGCUCUGCAAGCUAGCACUCUCCGUCUACCUGUUGUUAGUGGAGCUCGGGCAGAUACUCAAAAAGUGAAGGAUGCUAUCUAUUCAGCGGUUGAUGUGAUGCAAGCCAUGGGAUCUUCAUUACGAUCAUUGUUAUCCAAGGUGGGAGAGAUGAAUUCUCUUGUGUCUGAACUCGGUAGCAUGUCUGCGAAAGAGCUAUCAUCACUUGACGAGUGCAGAGACCUAUUGACAACACUUGCAGCGAUCCAGGUGAAAGAAUGUAGCGUGCGAGCACACAUUGCACAGCUACAAGCUCCAUGUCCCGGUAUGGCAACAGAAAUGUAAAGUCCCCCGCGCUCCCACAUUGACUCCCUCUUCCCAAACGACAGCUAACAUCGACGAAAACACGUUCGCUCGCUCACUCGUUCAUUCUUCCUCUGGAUUGUUCCUUCUGUGGCGUACAGGCUGAAGAAAGAGUGGUUUUAGUUUUACAAAUAUAUGCUAUUAGGGCUUUGUUAUUAUAAUUUGGGUAGCGUAUUAGUCAAGAAAUUAGAUUGUAUAGAGAGAGUUUGCUUUCUCCCGUAGCCAGUAAGUCCUGGGUAAGUAAGGAGAUUCAAAGAGAGAAAAGGAAAAGAAAAAAGAAAAAAAGCAUGCAGUGUAGGUGUGUAAAUAUAUAUAUUGUAAUGAUGGUUCCGAGGUGUUCAUUCAUUCAACCGCUAUUAUUACUCGUGUAAAAUCCUCGGAAAAUUCCAGUGGAAGAUGUUGCUUC
Molecule: messenger RNA, 2616 nt
Organism: Linum trigynum
Lineage: Eukaryota; Viridiplantae; Streptophyta; Magnoliopsida; Malpighiales; Linaceae
Source: the annotation of a GenBank genome assembly